AUGGCGGCAUCAGCGGAGGAGGCCGGCGCGCCGCGCUACAUCCUGAUUCCGCUGCACGGCACGGGCGAGGCGGUGGCGGUGGACGUGGAUCGCCUGCCGUCGGAUCAUGGCGAUCUGGUCGACAUUCUCAAGGGCGAGCAGGCGCCGCUCGACUGCUGGCUGCAACUCGCGGUGGAUGCGGAAAGGGUAUAUGAGACCUCUCGCCACGAGCGCAUAGCCAUGCUGAACGCGCUGGGAGCGCACUACACAGGGCUGGGGCGCGUGGCACGGCGGCAGAAGCGGGACGAGGUGCUGAUCAAGGUGGUGGACUUCUAUAACAAGGCUGCUCGCAUCAGCAGCGAGGCUGUGGCCACGUGGGUAGGGAAAGGGCAGCUGCAGCUGGUGAAGGGUGAGGUGCAUCAGGCGGAGGAGAUGUUCUCUCUCGCCCUCGCUGGCGCGCCCGACUACGUGCCCGCACUGCUGGGGAAGGCGUGUGUGCUCUUCCACAAGGCCAAGUUCCAAGACGCCCUCAACCUCUACAAGAAGGUGCUGCAGCUGCACCCCGCCUGCCCCGCCUCCGUGCGCCUGGGCAUCGGCCUGUGCCAUCUGCGUCUCUUGGCCUCCGCAGCAGCACGCCAGGCAGCAGCAGCACGCAGGGAGUUCCACGCGGGCAAGGCCAGGCAGGCGCUGGAGCGGGUGCUGCAGCUGGAGCCGGGGAAUGCAGACGCGUUGGUGGCACUGGGACUACUGGAUAUAAAUUCUGACGAUGUCACAGCAGUGCAGAGGGGCCAGCAGCGCAUGCUGGCAGCCUUCCACGCCUUCCCCUUCCACCCCAUGGCUCUCAACCACCUCGCCAACCACGCCUUCCUCGCCGGGCCCUCUCUGCACGGCCUGGUCGACCCCCUCGCUGCGCUCGCCCUUGCCAGCACCGAGGCUUCUCUGCCGCGUGCUGAAGCCUAUUACUGUCUUGCGCGCACCUACCAUGCACAGGGCGACAGGAAGAAGGCGUUUGCGUAUUACAAGGCGGCCACGGAGACGGUACAGCCAGGGGAGUUCGCCCUGCCCUACUAUGGGUUGGGGCAGAUUCAGCUGAGUCUGGGUGGUGCCAAGGCGGCACUGGGCACACUGGAGAAGGUGCUGGCUGUGCACCCCACCAACAGCGACGCUCUCAAGCUGGUGGGCGCCAUUCACCUGCAGCAGGGCCGGCAGGACCAGGCAUUGGGGUGCUUCCGCAAGAUCACCCAGCACUGCCCCUCUGACAUGGACGCGUGGUUGGAGGUGGGAGAGCUUCUCGUCUCCUCAGACCUCCCCGCUGCGCUCGAGUCUCUCAAGAAGGCAUACGAGCGCAUGGUGAAGGCAGCGGGCAAGGAGGGCGUGCCGUGGCAACUGGUGAACAACAUUGCUGCACUGCAGCAUGAGAGGGGCGCGUAUGAGGAGGCAGUGCAGGCAUACAAGGAGGCAUUGGGGCAACAUGGGCCGUGGGCGCCCAUCCUGCACCUAGAGGACGCUGAUGGUGGUGUUGAGGGGGGGAGGGGGGCAGAGACGGCACUACCAGUGGAGAAGGUGACAGUGGUGUUCAACCUCGCUCUCUCCCUCGAGCGCACCUGCUGCCUCACCCAGGCCGCUGCCCUCUACCGCCUCAUCCUUUCACAGUACCCGUCCUACCUGGACUGCCAUCUGCGCCUGGCAGUGAUGGCACUGGAUCGCCGAGACAAUGCCACUGCCAUGACGCAUAUAUCAGCCGUGCUACAGCGCGCCCCAGACAGCGUGGACGCGUUGCUGCUGCGCAGCCGGGCGGAGGCAGACAGGGACGACCAUGCGGCAGCCAAGGAUACACUCAAGCGCAUCGUGGACCUCUCGCCUGAGAAGUGCACUGCCGCCCUUGUUGCUCUGGGCAACUGGAACUUGAACAUGAGUGCUCGCCCCACGCGGGACACCAAGGCAGAGGCGUCCUUCCUUGAGAAGGCCCGGGAGAUGUUCCACAAGGCACUGACAGGCAGCAGCAGCAACAUGUAUGCGGCGAACGGGGUGGGGAGUGUGGUGGCGGAGAGGGGGUUGUUCGACGUGGCAAAGGACAUCUUCACCUCCGUGCAGGAAGCUUCCUCUGCUCCCGGCGCCACCGACCUACCAGACGUCUGGAUGAACCUCGCUAAUGUGCACCUGGCUAAGGGGGACUACGCUCUUGCUGUCAAGUUGUAUGAGAAGACUCUGAAGCGCUUCUUUGCAAGCGGGGCAGUGGGGGCGAGUGGGGCCGAGGGCUUCCACCUGCGCACCUUGUCCUAUAUGGCACGCGCGCAGUACGACGCCGACCAGCUGGCGCAGUGCCGCCGCUCGCUGCUGCUGGCGGUGCAUGUGGCGCCGAACAACGCCGCCCUGCGCUUCAACGUGGCAGUGGCGCUGCAGAAGAUGGCUGUGACUGUGCUGAAACAGGACAAACGGACGGCAGAGCAGGUGCGCAAGGUGGUGUCGGACUUGAAGACCGCCCUCCGCCUCUUCUCUCAGCUGGCAACACGGGGAGUGCAGGGGUCACAGGGGGGGGUGGACAAGAAGAAGGCUAACUCGCAUCUCGAGUACUGCCAGCAUGUGCUGAGCUCAGCCAAGCAGCACUUGGAGGUGGCGGAGAGGGAGGAGCAGCAGCGCAAGCAACGUGCGGAGGCAGAGAGGCAGGUGGCAGAGGUAGAGGCGUCGAAAAAGAGAGCGGAGGAGGAUAAGCUCGUGGAGGCGGAGAGGCAGAGGAGGGACGAGGAGGAGAGGAGGCUGCUGGAGCAGGAGGAAGAGAUCAAGCGCCGCAUGGAUAUGUGGAAGCGCAACGAGAGGCCCAAGGCAGUGGAGGAGACGUCUAAAAACUCGUGCCACCUCUUCCACUCCCUCUCUGCUGCCUCUUCCACUCCCUCUCUGCUGCCUCUUCCACUCCCUCUCUGCUGCCUCUUCCACUCCCUCUCUGCUGCCUCUUCCACUCCCUCUCUCUGCCUCUUCCACUCCCUCUCUGCUGCCUCAUCCACUGCGUCUAUGGAUAUGUGGAAGCACAACGAGAGGCCCAAGGCAGUGGAGGAGACGUCUAAAAACUCGUGCCGCCUCUUCCACUCCCUCUCUGCUGCCUCUUCCACUCCCUCUCUGCUGCCUCUUCCACUCCCUCUCUGCUGCCUCUUCCACUCCCUCUCUGCUGCCUCAUCCACUGCGUCUAUGGUGCCACUGCAGGAUAUGUGGAAGCACAACGAGAGGCCCAAGGCAGUGGAGGAGACGGACGGGAGAGACGAGCGGGAGGAAAGGCAUGAGGAUGAGAACCCAUGGGGGUCUGAUGGGGAGAGAGGAGGUGGAGGGGAGGGGUCGGGAGAUGAGGGAGGGAGUCCGAGGGGGGAGAGGAAGGGGAGAGGUGGAGGGGGCGAGGGGGAGGAGGAGGAUGCCCUGGCUGCAGCUGGGCUGGUGGAUGAGGAGGAGGGAGGGGAUGCACGAGGGGACGGCAAUGACCAGGGAGUGCCCGCUCGCAAGCGGCGCCGGCAGCUGGCAGAUUCGGAUGAGGAGGAGGCAGGUGGUGGCGCUGAUAAUGAGGCGCAUGAGGGGGGUAGUGCACCUGAUGCCGGGGAGGAGGCACCCCCACCGCCAUCCGGCACAGGUGAUGCAGAGGGCAUGCAGGAAGGGUGA
Closterium sp. Naga37s-1 is the source of this 3621-nucleotide messenger RNA. The record is from the annotation of a GenBank genome assembly. Lineage: Eukaryota; Viridiplantae; Streptophyta; Zygnematophyceae; Desmidiales; Closteriaceae.